This is a messenger RNA of Gordionus sp. m RMFG-2023, 809 nucleotides long. RefSeq lists its product as uncharacterized. Bases 81 to 665 code for a protein of 194 amino acids. NCBI's taxonomy places the organism in Eukaryota, Metazoa, Nematomorpha, Gordioida, Chordodea, Parachordodidae. The record is from RefSeq and is a predicted model, not a curated record. The transcript has 14 exons.
UUUAAAUUUUUUUAUUAAACUUGCUAAAUUUUGCUUGAUUUAUUAUAUUAAAAAUUAAAAAUAAUCUUUACUAAAUCAAAAUGAAUAAAUCUUUAUCAAUUUUACUCUUGAUUGUUCUGAUUUUCGGCCAGUCCCAAGUUGAAAAAGCUGCUCAAAUAGAAAAAUUACAAAAGGAAGUUAAACUAGCUGAUGAAAUAUUGGCUAUACCAGAUACAAGGGCCCAAAAAAUAAAAAGAUUAUUCCUAAAACUAGAGUCAAUUAAAGAAACUAUCUCAGUAGAAGCCCUAGCAAACUCUACAGAACUGACAAAAAAUUUUAUUCAUGAAACUCGCAAGUUACAAUGUGAACACCAGAAAAAGUCACGCACAACUGACAAAAAAUGCAUAAAUGGUUCUUACCCUUUCAUCUAUGCAAUAGAGCCCCAUGUUGAAUUACAUCAAAAAUACCACCUGAAUGAAGAGAUUAUAAAAGUAAAAAUUUUGGACCAAAAGGAAAUCCGUGUGGUAGUAAUCAAUAGAGUGAUUUGUAAUGAAACCAACGUCUGGGCUUUUGAAGAACGUGAAUUAUGCGUAGUUGGAAAACUAAAUUUCGACGGUGAAUUUAUAUUUAACAAUAAUGAUGAAAAUCAAGGGGAAAAUUAUAUUCAUAAAUAUACAAUUUUAUAAAUAUUUCCAAUAUUCUAAAAUUAUAGGGUAAUGGUGUUUGAUUAUCUUUCUGAAAUCAAUUAUAAGGGAUCAUAAUUAUAAAAAAUCGGAUAUUAUAUAUAAAUAAUUUUAAUUAUAAAAUUUAUAGGUGUUGGAUUACUUUUU